GUUGCCAGCUAUCGGGGGAAGCGACAAGUAGUUGGGCGCCGGCGUCUGGCUGAGGAGGCCCCCCGGAGUGUAUGGUUCCCCGAGGAGUCAGCCGCAGGCCUGCCCCGUCUCAUUCCCCCUUGGAGAGUAGGGACUGGAGACCUGGAGAAGAAAAGGUUCAACAGCUUGGUAUUUCCUUGCUGAACUUUUUCCCGCAAGGCAGGGUUCUGAAGGCUGCGCCACCGGGGGGAUCCAGGACCUCAGAAAGCUGAUUGUAUUCUGGUUUGGCCUUGGCAUGUGUGGGAGCAGUUUUUUGUUUUUUUAAAUCUGAGAGAAUGUCCAACUUGCAAAUUAAAGCCUCCAGCCACACCGGGGAAGAUUCUAGUGUCUCACCUCUUCUUGGUUAGUCAGGGGAGUUCGUUUAGGAAUGGUAGUUCUGUUUCUGCCGGCUUAUGGCCGAAGUUUGUGAAAUUGGUUUUCUUUGGCUAUCUGAAUUGGAUUAUUCGGGUUGUUUUCUCUCUCCUUGCUGGAAAGUGGUAGUGGUUCUCCCUCCCCCCCCGCCCCAACUUAGAAAGGCUGCUGAGGGUGAGUUAUUCUGGAGUUAAACUGCUUUACCUUUAUUCACAGUGAAUGAAACAGUCUUUUAACGUUUGGAAAAUACUGAAGCGGUAUCUUAAACUUCAGGGUUUUGGGGUUUUUUUUUCAAGUUUGUUACACCCAUGGGUGUAAAUACUGGAGCAUGUGACGCCUGUUAGGAGCUUGUUUGCACUGGUGUUAACAGAACAAUACUAGAAUUUUCUAUAGCAUUCCAUUUUGAGUACUCUAUAGUCUCACUAAGUCCUGUUUCUUCCCCCGCUGGACAAUUUAGUGGCUAUUUACAGUUGACUCUCCCCUUAACAGCUAAAGGUAACCGAUCAGAAAAUUGAUACUUGCUUAUCUGUCAUUCUGCAAGUUCCUGGAGCCUGGAGAGUGGUUUCUUAAGUCCAGUUUUCUUCUUCUUGAGUGCCCCAGUCCUUGGUGUUUUGAGAGCAUGUCACAAUACUUCCAUCAUCCUCCAGGGAAAGCUCCUUUAUGGAACUUUUUCCUUCUCAUAUUCCAUCAUCAUAGUAGCAGUUAGUCUCAGUAUUCUAAUGAUGAUAGUCUGAGUAGUGUUUGCUUGAAAUGACUCUACUGGCUGCUGUUAGAGAGUUGGUGAGCAUGAGUGGAGAUGAAGAAUGUGAAAGGAACUGCUUCCUGUUUGCUUCAACCGGAGAAAAUAUGAAGGAGCCCAGGCAGCGAAAAGAUAACAGGCGCCCAGAUCUGGAAAUCUAUAAGCCUGGUCUUUCCCGACUAAGAAACAGACCUAAAAUCAAGGAACCCUCUGGGAGUGACGAGUUGAAGAAUGAAGUUGUUAAUGACAGAGAUUCUUCUGCUGUUGGAAAUUGUACCCAGCUCAUUAAAGAUGUCUGCAAAGACAACCCACAGCAAAAUGGUCCUGUAGACUCAGAAAAUAUUCGGGCACAGGAGUCCUUUCCUCGGACUGUUGGACAAGAGGAUCGAAGCCUAAGAAUUAUUAAGAGGACAAAGAAACCGGACAUGCAGAUCUAUCAACCUGGAAGGCGUUUGCAGACUGUUACCAAAGAAGCCACCAGCCGGGUGGAAGAGGAAGAAAUCCUCAACCAGGUAGAGCAACUGAGGGUAGAGGAAGAUGAGUGUAGGGGAAAUGUGAAAGAGGAGGUGGUGAACAAGCCAGACAGAGAGGAGGCUGAAAAGAGCCCAAGUGGUGACAGAGUAAGGGCUGCAAAGGGAGAAAAAGGAAAGAGGGUAGGAAAGGGAGAGGGGGUGAAGAAGGUGAACGAAGACUCGGCGCAGGGGAAGCCAGGUUCUGCCAAGCGCUACUCCCGCUCAGACAAACGCAGGAACCGCUAUCGCACUUGCAGCACCAGCUCGGCUGGUAGCAACAACAGUGCCGAGGGGGCUGGCCUGACUGACAGUGGAAGUCGCCGCCGCCGCCAGGAUCGGACCAAGGAGAGGCCCCGACUGAAGAAGCAGGUGUCUAUGUCCUCAACCGACUCCUUGGAUGAGGAUAGAAUUGAUGAGCCUGAUGGACCACGGAGGAGCUCAGAGAGGAAGAAGCACUCAGAAAGAAGCUGGUCUGACCGAGGGGAGGGAGAGCAGAAAAGCAAUGGUAAAGAAAAUCGAGGCACUCUUCGAGUCACUUUUGAUGCAGAAACCAUGAACAAAGAUUCCCCAGUGGUGAGGCCGGCCAGGGAAGAGGUGGAUAGAUUAAAGCCAGACAAAGGCUUGAGCGGUGGGGGCAAAGGCUCUGAGAAGCCGGAGUCCAAAAACCUGAGACAGGAACUUCGGGGUCGCGGCCGGGGCAUUCUCAUUCUCCCUGCCCACACCACCCUGUCAGUCAGUUCAGCUGGCUCUCCAGAGUCGGCGCCUUUGGGACCUCGGCUUUUAUUUGGAACUGGUAGCAAGGGAUCUCGGAGUUGGGGCCGGGGAGGCACCACUCGACGAUUGUGGGACCCAAACAAUCCUGAACAGAAACCCGCUCUAAAGAGCCAGACGCCGCAGCUGCAUUUCUUGGACACUGAUGAUGAAGUCAGCCCUACCUCCUGGGGUGACUCACGCCAGGCCCAAGCCUCUUACUAUAAGUUUCAGAACUCCGACAACCCCUAUUAUUACCCCCGGGCACCAGGCCCCGCCUCCCAGUAUCCUUACACAGGCUAUAGCCCUCUGCAGUACCCGGUGGGCCCUACAAACGGUGUGUACCCAGCGCCUUACUACCCGGGCUACCCAGCUCCGUCAGGACAGUAUGUGUGUAGCCCUCUGCCUGCCAGCACCAUGAGUCCUGAGGAGGUGGAACAGCACAUGAGGAACAUGCAGCAGCAGGAACUGCACCGGCUCCUCCGGGUGGCUGACAACCAAGAACUACAACUCAGCAACCUGCUCUCCAGGGACCGCAUCAGUCCUGAGGGCCUGGAGAAGAUGGCUCAGCUCAGAGCUGAACUGCUGCAGCUAUAUGAGCGCUGUAUUCUGUUAGAUAUUGAGUUCUCUGAUAAUCAGAAUGUGGAUCAGAUCCUGUGGAAGAAUGCUUUCUAUCAGGUGAUUGAGAAGUUCAGGCAGCUUCUCAAGGAUCCGAAUGUUGAGAACCCAGAACAGAUUCGGAACAGACUUUUGGAGCUCUUGGAUGAGGGUAGUGACUUCUUUGAUAGAUUGCUUCAGAAGCUGCAGGUCACUUACAAGUUCAAAUUGGAGGACUACAUGGACGGUCUUGCCAUUCGCAGCAAGCCAUUACGAAAGACAGUAAAAUAUGCCUUGAUCAGUGCCCAGCGAUGUAUGAUUUGCCAAGGAGAUAUUGCCAGGUAUCGGGAGCAAGCCAACGACACGGCAAAUUAUGGGAAGGCACGCAGUUGGUACCUGAAGGCCCAGCAUAUUGCUCCGAAGAAUGGGCGCCCUUAUAACCAGUUGGCUCUGCUGGCUGUUUAUACGAGGAGGAAACUGGAUGCUGUCUAUUAUUAUAUGCGCAGUUUAGCUGCCAGCAACCCUAUCCUGACUGCCAAGGAGAGUCUCAUGAGCUUGUUUGAAGAGACCAAACGGAAGGCGGAACAGAUGGAAAAGAAGCAACACGAAGAAUUGGAGCUGAGCCCUGACCAGUGGCGGAAAGGGAAGAAAUCCACUUUCCGGCAUGUAGGAGAUGACACCACUCGCCUGGAGAUCUGGAUUCAUCCAUCCCAUCCCCGGUCCUCCCAGGGCACGGAGUCUGGGAAAGAUUCUGAGCAGGAGAAUGGGCUGGGCAGCCUGAGCCCCGGCGAUCUGAACAAAAGGUUCAUCCUCAGUUUUCUCCAUGCCCAUGGGAAGCUGUUUACCCGGAUUGGGAUGGAGACAUUCUCUGCAGUGGCUGAGAAGGUCCUCAAGGAGUUCCAGGUGUUGCUGCAGCACAGCCCCUCUCCUAUUGGAAGUACCCGCAUGCUACAGCUUAUGACCAUCAACAUGUUUGCUGUACACAACUCCCAGUUGAAAGACUGCUUCUCGGAGGAGUGUCGCUCUGUGAUCCAGGAGCAGGCUGCAGCCCUGGGCCUGGCCAUGUUUUCUCUCCUGGUGCGACGCUGCACCUACUUACUGAAGGAGUCGGCCAAAGCUCAGCUGUCCUCUUCUGAGGGGGAGGAGGAUCAAGAUGACAUCAAGGUGUCCUCCUUUGUCCCGGACCUGAAGGAACUGCUCCCCAGUGUGAAGGUCUGGUCAGACUGGAUGCUCGGCUACCCAGACACCUGGAACCCUCCGCCCACCUCCCUGGACCUGCCCUCACAGGUUGCUGUGGAUGUGUGGUCGACGCUGGCUGACUUCUGUAACAUACUGACUGCGGUGAAUCAGUCUGAGGUGCCACUGUACAAGGACCCGGAUGAUGACCUCACCCUCCUCAUCCUGGAAGAGGAUCGGCUUCUCUCGGGCUUUGUCCCCUUGCUGGCUGCCCCUCAGGACCCCUGCUACGUGGAGAAAACCUCGGAUAAGGUUAUUGCAGCCGACUGCAAAAGGGUCACAGUGCUGAAGUAUUUUCUGGAAGCCCUUUGUGGACAAGAAGAGCCUCUGCUGGCAUUCAAGGGUGGAAAAUAUGUGUCAGUGGCACCCGUCCCAGACACCAUGGGAAAGGAAAUGGGAAGCCAAGAGGGAAAACAACUGGAAGAUGAGGAGGAGGAUGUAGUGAUUGAAGACUUUGAGGAAGACUCGGAGGCCGAAGGCAGCGGGGGCGAGGACGACAUCAGGGAGCUUCGGGCCAAGAAGCUGGCUCUGGCAAGGAAGAUAGCGGAGCAGCAGCGUCGCCAGGAGAAGAUCCAGGCUGUCCUGGAGGACCAGAGUCACGUGAGGCAGAUGGAGCUCGAGAUCAGACCCUUGUUCCUCGUCCCAGACACCAACGGCUUCAUUGACCACCUGGCCAGCCUGGCGCAGCUGCUGGAGAGCAGGAACUACAUCCUGGUGGUACCCCUCAUCGUGAUCAAUGAGCUGGACGGCCUGGCCAAGGGGCAGGAGACAGACCACCGGGCCGGGGGCUAUGCCCGCGUGGUGCAAGAAAAGGCCCGGAAGUCCAUUGAGUUCCUCGAGCGGCGAUUCGAGAGUCGGGACUCUUGCCUGCGGGCCCUGACCAGCCGUGGCAAUGAGCUCGAAUCCAUCGCCUUCCGCAGCGAGGACAUCACUGGCCAGCUGGGCAACAACGAUGACCUGAUCCUAUCCUGCUGCCUCCACUACUGUAAAGACAAGGCGAAGGACUUCAUGCCUGCCAACAAAGAGGAGCCCAUCCGGCUACUGAGGGAGGUGGUGCUGUUGACGGAUGACCGGAACCUGCGUGUGAAGGCGCUGACCAGGAAUGUGCCUGUGCGGGACAUCCCGGCCUUCCUCACAUGGGCCCAGGUGGGCUGAGGGGGCACAGCUCCCCCCUCACGGAAGCGUUCCCGAGAAGGCCGCCAGGCGCCCGGUGUAGCACAGAAGAUGCCCAUGUGCCUGAGCCACCAAUCCACCCAGACAAUAAACCAUCCUCUUCCAACCCACGCCGUGGCCGUGCUGUGGGGGAGCUGCUCCUCACAGAGCCCCUCCUAAGGGGUGGGCGGAAGUGCUGGGACCCUCCUGGGCUGCCAGGAUUUAGCAGGGAGGUGGCUGGCUACAGUGAUGGCAGGCGGGCGAGCCAGAUGGGCCGCCCCAUGCCCAGCCUUUCUCCCUCCCUCUGUCCAGGUCAAGGGCCGACGGAAGGCCUCUUAGCCCGAAGAUGCAGCCACUUUCUCAGCUGGAGGUGGCACAGGGUGGGGUUAGCAUUUCCAUCAGAUGCAGGUGAAACCAUGGGUCCCCUCAGUCUUCAGAAGCCCUGACGCAAAAGUGUCCAAGAGGCCUUGGUCAUGCUGUGAGGAGAGUGCCCAGGAGGUCUGUCUCCCUGAGGCCUGGAUGCCCCCAGGAGCCCCAGUUGGGUUCUGAACAGCAGCCCCAGGCCCUCUGCUCUUCUCCCCCCACCCCGCUGUUCUUCUCCCUGCCCUGCCACCUGGGGCCCCUGUGCUUUGCCACCUGCUCUCCCCUCAGUUGGUCCUGGGUCUGUAGGGAAGGGCUGUCUGCCCUCUCAGGCCCGUGCCUCCUGGGUUGCCUUUGCCUGCUCCCUCUCCCCUCAGUGGCCUUCCUUUUGCUCUCUUCCUACUUCACAACAUUUCUUCCCAAGUCCCCCUCCCUCUCUCCCUCCUGAACCAUCCCACUCCUCCUCACCGCCUUUCUAGUCCAUCCCUCUCACCUUCCUGGCCCCUCAGUCCCUUGCUGUGGAGCUUCUCUGACUCUCUUCUGUGGUACCUGUGGCAGGAACCUAAUGUCGCUUUCCUGCCCCUGACCUCCUUUCCCAGGCCCCUGUGCUCUGAGAAACCCUGAGGGUAGGGCAGGCCAAUGCCCAGGAGGAGCACUGCCUGACCUGGGGCAUGCACCCCGUGGAUAGCUCCGCCCUAGAAGGCACAGGGGCCCUCUGGCUGUGCUUGGAGCUCUUUGUUGCUUCUAGCUGGCACCUGUGUUCAGUCUCCUGCCGGAGGCUUCCUGCUGGCACUAUGUUCUCCCAGGCCAGGGUCAGGGCUGGAGGAGGACUUAGGGGAAGACAAGGUUUGGAGGCGAAGCCAGGAGUCAGUCUUAACCGGACCAGUGAGGGAGUCCCCCCAGAGGCCCCUGACUGACUACACAGCCUGCCCAGACGGUGGGAGCAAGGCAGUGCCCUCCCCAAAGCCCAAGACUAUGCCAGAAAGACGGGCAGCAGGAGAGCCACAGCCAGUGAUUUGAGGGUACAGGGCUCAGAAGACUGGGCUUUGGGGUAUAGGGUCCCUGGCCUCUCCUUUGAGAUCCCUUCUGCAGGAUGAAGGUUAAUGACUAGGUGGGUGGGAGACCCCAUCCCUCCUUUCUGUUCCAUUUGCAGCCCUGGUUUUGUUUCCUGAAUAAAUUUUUAGUUAUAAAACAUA
Molecule: messenger RNA, 6932 nt
Organism: Dama dama (fallow deer)
Lineage: Eukaryota; Metazoa; Chordata; Mammalia; Artiodactyla; Cervidae
Gene: SMG6
Product: SMG6 nonsense mediated mRNA decay factor
Exons: 19
Coding region: 1141-5379 (1412 amino acids)
Biological process (GO): nuclear-transcribed mRNA catabolic process, nonsense-mediated decay
Cellular component (GO): telomerase holoenzyme complex
Molecular function (GO): telomeric repeat DNA binding; protein binding; telomerase RNA binding
Source: RefSeq, a predicted model, not a curated record